Molecule: messenger RNA, 1757 nt
Organism: Quercus lobata
Lineage: Eukaryota; Viridiplantae; Streptophyta; Magnoliopsida; Fagales; Fagaceae
Product: ankyrin repeat-containing protein BDA1-like
Exons: 3
Coding region: 137-1525 (462 amino acids)
Cellular component (GO): plasma membrane
Molecular function (GO): protein binding
Source: RefSeq, a predicted model, not a curated record
UCUCACUUCACACACACACACACACGCGCGCGCAUAGAGAGAGACACGGAAGAGAGAUCAUCCUCACUUCUCACUUCCUCUGCUCCACUGCAGCUGGUCCUCUCCACCUCCAAGGAUAUAUGGCCUAGUCGCCAAGAUGUUCACAAACACUGGAGAGAGGAUGGAAAUGACUCAAAUGAGACGUGAAGGUGAUGAUGUGAUAGAUCUCUACAAGGCAACCGGAAGUGGAUGUAGAGAUGAUACAACAAUGGAAAUAACAAAUGAAGGAGGAGAUGAUAUUGUUCAUCUCUACAACGCAUCAGCGAGUGGUUGUACAACCACAUUGAAAAGCCUGAUUGAUAAAGACCCACGAAUCCUCUAUAAAAUUUCUUUGACCUCUUUCAGUGAAACCCCAUUACACAUAUCAGCUCUGCUUGGCCAUCUUGAUUUCACUAGAAUUCUUUUAGCUCAAAAUCCUCACCUUGCUGUUGAGUUGGACUCCCAUAAACGUUGCUCUCUUCACUUGGCUUCUGCUGAGGGCCACAUAGAGAUUGUCAAAGAAUUGUUACAUGCAAAUGAAGAUACAUGCUCGAUUUAUGAUGAAGAUGGCAAAAUUCCUCUCCAUUAUGCAGCCAUGAGAGGACGGAUUGAGGUUGUGAAGGCGUUAAUUGCAGUGCGGCCUGACUCAACUCGGGUUAUGCUCAAUUGGAAAGAGACUACUUUGCACUUAUGUGUUAAAUAUAACCAAUUGGAGGCUCUUAAACUAUUGGUUGACUCUGUAAGUGAUGAAGGAGAAUUUCUCAAUUUCAAAGAUCAUGAAGGCGGCAACACCAUCUUGCAUUUAGCUGUGAUGCUAAGGCAAAUUGAGACAGUAAAAUAUUUGCUUUCAGUGUCUAAAGUGGGAGAAGAAGUAGAUUCCCUAAACUACAUGGGUUUUACAGCCUUACAAAUGUUGGAGCAGAACUGUCCAAAAGAUUUCAAAAGCUUCACCAUUAGAAAUAUUUUAAUGGAUGUAGGUGCUAGAGUUGAAAGAGUGAAUAAUCUCUCACCAUUAUCGGCAGUUGCUGUUGGUCAUCAUGAAUCAGUAGAACCAAUACCGUUAAGGAAGAAUUGGUUAAAGUAUUUGAAAUACCAGGGUGAUUGGGUAGAAGAUAAUCGUGGCGCAAUAAUGGUGGUGGCUACUGUGAUUACAACUAUCGCUUUCCAAAAUAUAGCUAAACCCCCAGGCGGUGUUUGGCAAGCAAACACUACCGAUUUUACUGAUAGUAAAGGGAAUCCUGUAUGCACCCCACGUAAUCCAUGUUAUGCUGGAAACUCAGUGUUUGCCUAUGGGGGUACUACGAAUAUGAGAUACCUUUAUUUCUCAAUUAGCAAUACUAUCUCUUUCGUUGCAUCUCUCAGUGUCACCUUCUUGCUUAUUAGUGGAUUCCCAAUCAAGAAUAAAGUUUGUGUCCCUCCUGACAUUUGCUCUAUGUACAACUCUCAUAUCACUGGCUGUAUCCUAUUUAGUUGCAUUCUACAUGGUGACCCCGGACACACUGUUUGAAGAAGAGAUGUCGACCUUUUUCGUACAAAGAUGUGUUAUGGGUAGUCUGAUUGCUGUGAUUUCUAUGGUGAUUCUGACUCAUGCAAUCCGUUUUCUCUCUUGGUUGGUUAAGCGAUAAAAGUAAGGAAAACAUCAUUGGCCCAACAUGGCAUGAAGAAAUUUGUGAACACAAUUUUCGUUCUAAGAUUUUUGUCAAAAUUCUGAUAUGAUAGACAGUCAUUCACAAUUUGUU